AUGCUCAUCAAGCUGUCAGGAGGAGCUCUUAUGGGCAUCGAGUGGGCUUUAAUCGGCAUAGCUUUCCUCCUGGGCCUCGCUCGCCUCGAUUUACGCUUUCAUCAUCACCAAUCAGGUUUCAUCCUUAGGGAUAUAUUCUACUUUUCCGCUCUUGCCGUCGGACUUGUCAAUACUUCCAUUGACACCGCCUUAUGGACCAGCGGAAUUGAACUGUAUGAGGAAACCAAUGAUACAUGGAGCGGCCCAGAGGAUUUGAUGGUCCGGGCUCUCAAAGUGGGUGCCCAGCAGCUUAACGAUUGA
Messenger RNA from Clonostachys rhizophaga, 300 nucleotides. The record is from the annotation of a GenBank genome assembly. Lineage: Eukaryota; Fungi; Ascomycota; Sordariomycetes; Hypocreales; Bionectriaceae.